CAACAUGGAGGUUACAUCUCUCUGCAUCAGACUGUUGAUGACUAUGUUGUUGCUGCUGGUCGCACAAGUUAACUUCAAUUAUUCUCAAAAAGCUGAUGCAUCUUUUCCUCGGGUUGUUCCAAACAGACAGCAGCACUUUGAAUAUGAGUCCAUAGUUGUCAGCUGUGAGGGACUGGAGGGACUGAGUGGAUGGAGAGUGAUGAGGAAGAUUAAAGGAGUUAUUAAAACAUGUUCUUCUACCUGGUCGACAUCGACAGGACCCUGCACAAUUAAUAAUGCCUUUCCAGCGAUUGACAGUGGAGAAUACUGGUGUGAAAUGGGAGUAAAGAAAAGCAACACUGUCAACAUCACAUUCACUGCUGGCUCUGUGAUCCUGGAGAGUCCUGUCCUUCCUGGGAUGGAGGGGGAAGCUGUGACUCUGAGCUGCAGACAGAAGCAGACGUCCACCAAUCUCACCACUCAAUUCUUUAAAGAUGGUCACCUCAUGGAGAAGAGUUCUACAGGAAUCAUGACCAUCCAUAAUGUUUCCAAGUCUGAUGAAGGACUCUACAAGUGCAGAAUCUCUGCAGUUCGAGAAUCACCAGAGAGCUGGCUGGCUGUCAGAGCUGUUUCAGUGAUCCUGGAGAGUCCUGUCCUUCCUGUGAAAGAAGGAAACAAUGUGACUCUGAGCUGCAGAAAGGAGACAGCUUUUUCCCACCUCCCAGCUGAUUUCUAUAAAGAUGGCCGCCUCAUCAGGAGCAGCUCUACAGGAGAGAUGACCAUCCACAGUGUUUCCAAGUCUGAUGAAGGACUAUACAUGUGCAGAAUCUCUGGAGCUGGAGAAUCACCAGAGAGCUGGCUGGCUGUCAGAGCCCCUUAUAGAGAGACUUGUCCCUCCUCAGAUCACUUCAGGACUGUGUUCACCAUAGUGACGGUGGCUCUGCUGCUGCUGGUGGGACUGCUGCUCUCUGGGAAACUCAGAGUCAAACACAAAUACCUGAUACUCAUGUGUAAAGGUAAAGGUAGUUUUGAUGUCGAGAACAUCCCAUCCUGA
This is a messenger RNA of Perca fluviatilis (European perch), 1033 nucleotides long. Its product is annotated as high affinity immunoglobulin gamma Fc receptor I-like. Lineage: Eukaryota; Metazoa; Chordata; Actinopteri; Perciformes; Percidae. The record is from RefSeq and is a predicted model, not a curated record. The coding region runs from base 5 to 1033 and encodes 342 amino acids. The transcript is spliced from 6 exons. Gene Ontology annotation, biological process: cell surface receptor signaling pathway. Gene Ontology annotation, molecular function: transmembrane signaling receptor activity.